UGAGGAAGGUCAGUUGAGUGGUAGUUGUUGCACGCGUUAUAUCAUUGGGCGAAAAGACGAUUGUACUCUCUGUGCACGCGUUUAAAAUGGAUUUAAAAUACCUUAUCAUUUUGUUAACAUUCCUUCAUUCAGGUUUACAUGCGAUAACAGCGUCGGACGAUUGGUCGUAUUCGGGUGAACAUGGUCCGGAACAUUGGCCAGGUAUAUGCGUGACUGGGAAAAUGCAAUCACCGAUAAAUAUCGCUACCGAAAACAUCGUUAAAACCGACUUUGGUGCACUUAAAUUCAUCAAAUACGAUUCAGAAUUUUCUUGGGAAGUCACAAACAAUGGUCAUUCCGUACAAAUUAAAUUAGUUGCUGCACCAACUUAUCAAUUGGUACGUAUACCGAUUCAUCUCGAAGGAGCGAAUCUUCCAUCGACGUAUAUUUUGGAUCACAUACACUUCCACUGGCCUGCCGAGCACACCAUGGAUGGCAAGCGUGACGUAUUAGAAUUACAUUUCGUCCAUUACAACAAUCAGUAUAAGAAUGCGAGUAUAGCAUCGCAGCAUAAAAAUGGCGUUGCAGUUGUUGCCACUUUAUUCGAGUUAAAUAAGGAAAAUAAUUCGGAAAUAAUGCCAAUUUUGGAGAGGAUGAGACCCUUGUCGAAUAACACCGGAGCUAAUGUAACGUCCAUAACGACCAAGAUUAUUCCUCGCUUCUUUUUACCAAAGGAUCAUACGACGUAUUACCAUUACGAUGGAUCUUUAACUACUCCAGGAUGCCAAGAAACUGUAAUGUGGUAUAUCCUUGAUGAAAAACUUUUGAUAUCAGAUAUGCAGUUGAAUAUCGUGAAGAACAUUGGAACAAUAAAUGGUACUUUGGGAUACAAUUAUAGGCCAAUUCAGACACUUGGAGAAAGGAAAGUUUAUCACCAUCUGACUGGAUAUUCUAUUGCGAUUACUCAUUCGUACAAUUUACUCUAUGUAUGUUUUAGUUUGUUCUUAAGUACAUUGUUGUAUUUAAAAUAAUAUAAAUUAAUUUUAUAUAGAGAAUCUAAUUUGAUAGAAUGUGAUCAACAUACUGAUAAUGUAAGUACCCUAUAAUGUUCUAUUCAUUAAUUUAAGAAAUUUUGUCAUAUAUCACUGAUAUAUACCAUGUAAUAUUCAUCGCAAUAAUAUAUCUUUAUAACACGUUAAAUGAUUGUAU
This is a messenger RNA of Eufriesea mexicana, 1188 nucleotides long. RefSeq names its product carbonic anhydrase 1. Gene Ontology annotation, cellular component: cytoplasm. Gene Ontology annotation, molecular function: carbonate dehydratase activity; zinc ion binding. NCBI's taxonomy places the organism in Eukaryota, Metazoa, Arthropoda, Insecta, Hymenoptera, Apidae. The transcript is spliced from 6 exons. The coding region runs from base 87 to 1010 and encodes 307 amino acids. The record is from RefSeq and is a predicted model, not a curated record.